Peronospora matthiolae is the source of this 210-nucleotide messenger RNA. NCBI's taxonomy places the organism in Eukaryota, Oomycota, Peronosporomycetes, Peronosporales, Peronosporaceae. The record is from the annotation of a GenBank genome assembly.
AUGGACGCCUCCUCCCUCCGCAUCUCCAAGUUCGAUGGAACUAACUUCCACGCCUGGAAGUUCAAGAUGCAGAUGGUGCUGGAGGAACGGGACCUAUGGGAGGUCGUCAGCGGUGAGAUCAAGGCGGAACAGUGCGAGACUCAGUUGGACCUGAUGAACUUUAGACUUCUUGGUCCGAGUGCAAAACGCAAAGUGAAUAUAUAUUUGUAA